UUAGGAGACUCAACAGCACUUGUUCUUUGAGUGCAAUUAUAGCAAGUCUAUAUUCAGAAGGAUUGCUACAUGGAUGGGGAUACAGCUGAGUAACAUGACUGUGCAGUCAAUAAUGCAGUGGAUCAGCAGAUGCAGGGAACCAAAUUUAAGAAACAAGUCUAUGCAAUGGUUCUGGGAGCUGUGGUUUAUCAUAUAUGGCGCAGUAGGAAUGAUGUGUAUUGGUCCCAGUAUGUGUCUACUAUAAAUAAUAUUGUUCAUAGAGUACAAAAAGAUGUUAUAGAUAGAUGCUAUAGUGUUCUCCCAAAAAAAGUGUCUAUAGCUCAUAGAGGAUGGCUCAGAGAGAUUGCUGUCAAUGUGUGUAGGUAAAUGGUGGCUGAGGGCCUUGGGGUAGAGGGUCCAACCUAGUUGGUUUGUCUCCCCUUGGUUUCUCUGUAGGUUGUUGAUUUGAGAUUGGUAUGCAAUAUAUAUUUUCACUUUAGCAAAAAAAAAAAAAAAAAGUAGUGUAAAAGUCAUAAUCUUUUGAUUAUGAAAGAACAAAGUAAGGUUAUAUAUACAUAUAAUAACCUGUGAUAUAGAUAUUUCCCCAGCAAAAACCUUAUGACAAACUAAUUCUUCUAAUAUUUUAUUAGUUGCAACGCUUUCGUUUAAAAAAAAGAAAAAGUUGGAUCAGAGGAGAAUAUAUAUAGUCAACCCAACUUUAUUAAAUCAGUACCAUGUUACAUAAGAAUUUUUAUACAAAAUGAUUUUUCGUGCUUGAUGCCUUGAACAUAUAAUAUAAACAUUGUUAAUAACUAAUAAUUAUGCAUGCUACAUGAUGGAUAUAUAAUAAUACACCAUUUAUUUAUCUACAUUGCGUGAUUAUACUCUACUAGUACUAUAUAUACGAGUUCACAAAUUGAAGUGGAUAUACUCAUUCAAGUCAUCAACUCACUUAGCAAAACAAAAAAAAAACAAAAAAAUGUUGCCAUUAUUCGUUGCGUUGUUGUUAGUUUUCUUCCCAAUAUUUUCUAGAGAAUGUAGCUCAGAACCUCUUGUUCCUGCCUUGUACGUCUUCGGUGAUUCAUUAUCUGAUGCUGGUAAUAACAACCAUAUUCCGCUCACUAUUGCUAGGGCUAAUUACCGACCUUACGGUAUUAACUUCAGCGAAGGUAUCACCGGAAGAUUCAGCAACGGCAGAACUUUUGCAGACCUUAUAGCUGAAUAUCUCGGAUUGCCAAAUUACCCUUUAGCUUAUCGUAGAGACCCAAGGUCCGAGACAGGGUACACCUACGCAUCCGGCGGCUGUGGCAUACUACCAGAAACUGGAUUGGGUUCGGGUUGCGUGCCUUUGGAUCAACAGCUUAUCUUCUUCGAAGAAACAAUUAGUAAAGAGUUGCGCCCAAGUUUCGGAAAUCCAGCAGAUCUUUCUCAACACUUAGCCAGCUCCAUAUUCCUCGUAUGGGUCGGCAGCAAUGACUACCUCCUUAACUAUUUUAAUACGCCAGUUCAAAGUCCUCAAGUGUUCGCCCAAAUUCUUAUUGAUGGAUUAUCAGAUAAAUUAAAGAGACUACAUGAGCUUGGAGCAAGAAAAUUCUUAGUGUUGGAGAUAGGUCCACUUGGGUGUAUUCCAGCUUAUCGUAAAAAUGGUGGGCAUGAUGAGACAUGGUGUGAUGAUGAUAAAAAUUCAAAUGCGAAAAUGUUCAACGAUCGACUUGGUCCCAUGAUACAAGCUUUGACUCCCACCUACUCAGACUCAUACUUUACUCGUGGCAACAUUUAUGAUUUGAGCGAUGAUGCAUUUAAAAAUCCUGUUAAGUAUGGUUUGACCAAUGUUCACAGCUCAUGUUGCACAACAGUACCAGGACAAAUUUUCAAUAAUAUAGUAUGCCGCGUCCUAUUGCCAUGGCAAUUUCCAUGUCGAAACGCACAUGAAUACUUAUUUUUUGAUGGUGCUCAUCCUACUGAAGCUAGCUACCAAAUCUUGGCUCCUCCAUGCUUCAAUGGCUCUGAUGUUUGUGUUCCUUACAAUAUCCAGCAACUCGCGCAAUUGCCAACUAAUUCAGCAAACUUGCGUAGUUCAGCAUAAUGAAUUAGCUCGGAUCGUGCAAUAAACAAGGACUAAAUUAAAUAAGAGGUUGUUUGGUAUGAGAAAAUUUAAUGUAGGAAACGGAAUCUAUGAGCGUUUCUAUGAGUUUUCUCUUAUAAAGUUAUAAUAAUGUAUUGUGGUCCAAAAUUCUAUGAGGUGUUUCAAGUUGUUACUACUUACUAGCUAAAAAUCUUUAUGUUGCUUAGUUAUGAAGAUCCACCUUGUGAUAAAAGGGCUUACAUGCUUGUUAUCUUAAUUACACUUGCAUGAAACAUGCAUUAUUGUUAACAUAAUUACAUUAUAAAGUGGU
Molecule: messenger RNA, 2375 nt
Organism: Beta vulgaris subsp. vulgaris (sugar beet)
Lineage: Eukaryota; Viridiplantae; Streptophyta; Magnoliopsida; Caryophyllales; Amaranthaceae
Product: GDSL esterase/lipase 7
Exons: 5
Coding region: 959-2065 (368 amino acids)
Biological process (GO): lipid metabolic process
Molecular function (GO): lipase activity
Source: RefSeq, a predicted model, not a curated record